Drosophila innubila is the source of this 1356-nucleotide messenger RNA. Its product is annotated as calcium/calmodulin-dependent protein kinase type 1-like. Gene Ontology annotation, molecular function: calmodulin binding; calcium/calmodulin-dependent protein kinase activity; ATP binding. The record is from RefSeq and is a predicted model, not a curated record. The coding region runs from base 73 to 1248 and encodes 391 amino acids. Lineage: Eukaryota; Metazoa; Arthropoda; Insecta; Diptera; Drosophilidae. Gene Ontology annotation, biological process: protein phosphorylation. The transcript has 9 exons.
AGUGCUGUUUAUUCGUUGGUUCUGUUGUUUUCUGUUGUUUCCUCUUGUUUCCUGGUCAUCCUGCUGAGCCUGAUGUUCCUGUUUGGCAGGAAGGUCAAAUCAAAGGAUACAAAGAAGAUGUAUAAUCCGGUUUCAUUUGAAGAGAAUUACAGUGUACAUGAGAAAUUGGGAACUGGAGCAUUUUCCGUGGUGCACUUGGCCAAGAGUAAAGUAACGCCCGGACAGAAGCGUGCAGUUAAAAUAAUUGAAAAAAAAAAUUUAAAGGGUAUAGAAGAAUCUUUGGUAAACGAGAUACGAGUGCUUCGAAGCUUCGGUGCAGAUCGUUUAGAUGGCAACAGUCCGAAUGGAACGCGACUAACUCAUCCAAAUAUUGUGCAACUUCUUGAAACGUACGAGGAUAAGGCGAAAGUGUAUCUGGUUAUGGAAUUGGCCAAUGGUGGAGAAUUAUUUGAUCGGAUUGUGGAGAAGGGAUCGUAUACCGAAAGGGAUGCAUCCCACUUAAUAAAGCAAAUCUUAGAGGCUGUAGACUAUAUGCACGAACAGGGUGUUGUUCAUAGAGAUCUUAAGCCCGAAAAUCUAUUAUACUCUAGUCCAGACGAAGACAGUAAAAUCCUGAUAAGCGAUUUUGGUUUUUCAAAAAUAGAAAAUUCCGGCAUAAUGAACACUGUUUGCGGGACUCCCGGGUAUAUUGCACCAGAAGUACUAGCCGGAAAGCCACAUGGUAAGGCCGUUGAUGUCUGGAGUAUAGGCGUGAUAUCCUACAUACUUCUCUGUGGCUAUCCUCCAUUCUACGAUGAAGACGACGCCGUUUUAUACUCAAAAAUUUUCAAAGGGGAAUUUGACUUCCAAUCGCCGUAUUGGGAUGAAAUUAGUGAAUCGGCCAAGGAUUUCGUAAAAAAUCUAAUAUGUGUCUCUGUUGAAAAGCGGUACACAUGUAAACAGGCAUUGAGUCAUCCAUGGAUAUCUGGAAGAAGGGCAAGCAGCCGAAAUAUUCACCGCUCUGUUUCAGAGCAGCUUACGAAAAACUUUGCCAAAUCCCGAUGGAAGCAAGCAUAUAACGCCGCAACAAUAAUUCGGAAAAUGCAGCGAAUGGCGCUAAGUAAUAACAGCAGUGUUAACAGUGUUUUAACAUCCUCUGUUAAUCUAUCCUCCGAAUAUGGUAACGAAAGCUCUAGUAAGACUACAGCUGUCGCUGCGUGCUUCGAUAAAUCAGCUAAUGUGACGCAAUUAUCCUCCAGCUCCAGGUGAUGUUGCGCAUCAAUCGAUAGCACAUAUCGACAUUACAGAACAAAUAUUUUAAAAAUCGAGCAACCUUUAUUAAAUUUUAUCCCAUAUUUUAUUUUUCUCAUAACAUUA